Messenger RNA from Drosophila kikkawai, 984 nucleotides. The record is from RefSeq and is a predicted model, not a curated record. NCBI's taxonomy places the organism in Eukaryota, Metazoa, Arthropoda, Insecta, Diptera, Drosophilidae.
AUGACCGUCGCUGCUGUGGAUCCAGACGAGCCCGUUGGCGCACCCCGGAGAGUAACCCCUCCCGGAAUUCCGUGCCGUCCUCGGGAAACUAGCUGCCGUCAAUCUCUCGGGGCGGAGGUUGACAGCCAACACCAACAGCCCCAGCGAGCGUGUGCUCACGCCCGCCAUUUCUCACCGGCGGCCAAACAACCGCCGCCCAUCUCCAGCUCGUCCUCAAUCCCGGAUUACUGGAGCGGGUCCCCACCCCUGCGACCCUUCGCCACCCCCUCGAAGCGAAGCCACCGCCCACUGAGCAACCUGGUACCCGACAGAGUCUUCGUCCCAGUCGAGUCGAAGCCGUCCUGGCCCCCUUGCUCCUCGCCGCCGCCGCUCGAGCAGAGUGCCCAGCAGCCACGGAACGUUGAGAUCGCCGCAGCCCUGAACGCCUCGCAGCACCUCGACGAGAAGCCGCCGCCAGCCAAGCAACCGGGCGCCCGACAGAGUCUUCCUCCUUGUGGAGUCGCAGCCGUCCUGGCCCCCUUGUUCCCAGAGCCGCCGCCCGAAGAGAGUGCCGAUUCGUCUCAAGAGUUAGAGUUUGCCGCGAUCCGGGACGCCGCCACAGUGCCCCGACCGAGUGGUUUUUCGAGCGCCCCCACCCAAGAAGCUGCCGGAACGGGAACCCCUGCAAGGGAAGUGCCGUCCGCCAGCGCACAUCCGUUGCAGGAGCCGCCGUCCAUCGAGAUCGUCUCUGGACCGCCGCCCUCCGCAAAUAGUGCGAUCCAAACUGCCGCCGCCGCCGAGUCCUACGGGACCACACCGCCGCCGCCUGCAGAAGGAGAGGAAUCGGACGUGCUCCAAGUGGACUCCGCCUUGAGCCGAUUAUUCGCCGAAUACUCAUCCGGAGACCCACCGCCAAUCACCGUAACUACGGGAAAACAACUGGAGACUGGAAAUCCUAAAGCUGAACGUGGCGGGAUUCAGUCUCCGUCCGCCCAAGCAACGUAA